AUGGCCCUUUGGGCAAGACUGUGGGCCAUUCUUAUACAAUUGGCCCUCUUGCCGUUCUUCUUUCCGCCUCCAGGCCACUGCCAAGGUGACAGGCCCCGCCUACAGUUCACCCAGCCACUGUACCAUGCAUCGGUCUAUGAGAAUUCAGCUGCCCGCACCUACGCCGCCAGCCAGGUGCGCAUGGGCGUUCCUCUCCAGCAACACUCAUGGGAGGUGAGGUAUCGCAUCACAUCCGGGGACGAGGAGGGAUUCUUCAAGGCUGAGGAAUAUACUCUGGGUGAUUUCUGUUUCCUGAGGAUACGAACCAAAGGGGGAAAUGCUGCCAUCUUGAAUCGUGAAGUUCAAGAUAACUACAUGUUGACAGUGAAAGCUUCCAUUAAGGGUGAUGUACUAGAGGCUUGGACUAAAGUUAGUGUGCAAGUCUUGGAUAUGAAUGACCUUCGGCCCCUUUUCUCCCCUACCACGUAUUCGGUUACCAUUGCAGAAAGCACACCCUUACGCACCAGCGUAGCCCAAGUUACUGCCACAGAUGCCGACAUUGGUUCAAAUGGAGAGUUUUAUUACUUUUUUAAGGAACGAAUGGAGCUAUUCGCUGUGCACCCAACUAGUGGAGUCGUUACGCUCAGUGGAAAACUAGACACUGAUACUCAGAGCCGCUAUGAUCUGGAGAUCCAGGCCAUGGACCGGGGAAUGAAGCUUUAUGGGAAUAAUGGUGUAAGCAGUACAGCCAAACUCUUUGUUCAUGUAGAACGUAUUAAUGAGCAUACACCUACAUUGAGCGUUGUUACAUUAGCACCUGUAUGGGCUGAGAAGUCCCCUGUCAUUGCCGUGAUCACCGUAGAGGAUGCUGAUAAAGGUGUAAAUGGAGAGAUUGAGACGGUGAGCAUUGUGGCUGGAGACCUUCUUGAGCUCUUUAGCAUUGAAAGGACAGAGAUGCAAAGUGAGGAAAUCAUUGAGGAGGAAAGAAGUCGUGAUGGAUCGAAUGAGUUUGUCCUUCGUGCAACAGAGCAGUUAGACUGGGAAAGCUAUCCGUUUGGACUGAACCUCACCUUACAGGCUCGAGAUCGUGGAAUGCCGCAGAAGUUCUCCGCUGUGCACGUAGUGCAUUUAAAACUGUCACGACCAGCCCCUGCGGAGGUCAGAUUUCAGAAGGAUGAAUACGAGGUCCUCUUGAGCGAGGUUGCCCCACCAGGUACGGUAGUAGAGGCUGUGAAACUCCAACCAGAGCCUGAUGAUGCCGAGUACAUCCUUACACCUUCUGCAGAUUCUAUAUUCUUUAGUAUCAACACCAUGACGGGGGUCAUUAGCAUAGCACGUUGGCUCACCCAACUCACACAGGAAGUAUUUGAACUGGAAGUUUUGGAAGUAGACAGCAACCUUAGGGUCAAGGUUAGGGUUGUUCUUGAGGAUGCCAAUGACAAUGCACCUUCAUUUGCUCAACAGUCUUACGAGGUAUUUGUCAAUGAAAGUGUUGCCAUAGGCACAACUAUUGUUUUUGUGACAGCUUCUGAUGGUGACCAUGGUGAAAACGGGUACAUCACAUACAGCAUGGCAAGCUUGACACCGUUACCAUUUAGUGUGCAACAGUUCACUGGUGCAGUCACUACGACACAGGAACUGGACUUUGAGUCAUCUCCUGAGAGUUUCAGUUUUGUGGUUCGUGCUUCUGACUGGGGAUCCCCUUACAGGCGUGAAAGUGAAGUCAACGUCACUGUGCACCUAGAGAACGUUAAUGAUAACAAGCCCCUAUUUGAGAAAGUAGCCUGUGUUGGUGUGAUUUCUCGAGACCUUCCGGUAGGUGAGGUCAUCACCACCAUGUCUGCUAUAGACAUUGACGAGCUCGAACUGGUUAAGUACAAGAUUCUCUCAGGGAAUGAACGAGGGUACUUUGAUUUAAAUCCCGAUUCUGGGGUCAUGACCUUGCAACGCUCCUUCACCACUGUGGCACCCAAAAACUCAUUCAGUCUAAAAAUUACUGCCACAGAUGGAGAAUAUUUCUCUGAUCCCAUGUUUGUGAACGUAUCUGUAGUACAAGGGAAAUCACCCCCCAAGAGCUUUAGUUGUACUGAGACAAAAGUAGCCCAACGGCUGGCUGAGAAGCUUCUAAAGAAAGCCAAAGCUAACAGUAAACCCAAAAUAGAGGAAGGCUUUAUCGACCUGUUCUCUGUGAAUCGUCAGAUGCCACAGUUUGACAAAUCCUUCCCAACAGACAUCACUGUGCGUGAGGAUGUAGAAGUUGGCACAAGUGUGUUUCAGGUGAAAGCAUACGAUGGCGACACAGGAUUCAAUGGACAGCUGUUGUAUGCCAUAGCUGAUGGCAACACAGACAGCUGUUUUACCAUUGGGAUCCUCAAUGGCAUAAUAAGUGUCUUCCUUCCAUUAGACCGUGAAAGGACUGACAGAUACCUUCUUAACAUCACGCUGUAUGAUUUAGGCCAGCCACAAAGAUCCACCUGGCGGCUUCUAACAUUUUACAUAGCAGAUGCAAAUGACAAUGUACCACAGUUUCUUCAAGAUGGUGGCUACCAGGCCCGCAUCCCAGAGAACACCCCAAUCGGUACCGAGGUGAUCCAAGUUGAAGCUACUGAUAAAGAUCAAGGUCUCAACGGUGAGAUCCAGUAUUCCCUACUCACCAGCACAUCACAGUUUGGCAUUAACAGCUCGAAUGGGAUUGUGUAUGUGGCAGGUCAACUGGACCGUGAAUUUGUUCCAUCCUUCAUAUUAAAGGUGGAAGCACGAGACAAGGCAGACCGAGCAGCCCAGCAAUUUUCAGUAACAACUCUACGAAUUUCACUCGAGGAUGUCAACGACUGUCCACCUGCAUUUAUACCAAAUGUAGUAAGUGCCCGUGCACUUGAAGACCUCCCAGUGGGCACUGUCAUUGCAUGGUUGGACACGCAAGACCCUGACCUUGGACUUGGUGGGCAGGUGCGGUACUCACUCAUGAAUGACUAUGAAGGCCGUUUCGAAGUGGACAAGACUAGUGGUGCCAUUCGUCUAACUAAGGAACUGGAUUACGAAACUCAACAGUUCUUCAACCUAACAGUUCGGGCAAAAGACAAAGGUCGACCUGUAUCGCUCCUGUCAGUUAGCUUUGUAGAACUUGAGGUGGUUGAUGUAAACGAAAACCUCUAUGCACCAUAUUUCUCGAAUUUCGCCAUGAAUGGAUCUGUAAAGGAAAGUUCUCGCAUUGGCACCUCUGUGCUGCAGGUGUCGGCACUGGAUGAUGACACGGGCAGGGACGGCGAGGUGCAGUAUUCCAUACGUGACGGCAAUGGUCUUGGGAGAUUCACCAUCGAUGAGGAGACAGGUGUGAUCUACACUACAGAUCUGUUGGAUCGAGAGACGCAGGACUCCUAUUGGCUGACAGUGUACGCCACAGAUUUGGGUGUAGUUCCACAAUCAGCAGCAUUACAGGUGUACAUACAGGUUGAAGAUGUCAAUGACAAUGCUCCCCUCACAUCUGAACCGAUGUAUCACGCCACCAUUCCAGAAAACUCCCCGAAGGACCAGUCAGUCAUUCAGAUCCAGGCGCAGGACCCUGACGCCAUGGCAGCUGAGCCCCGCCUUUCAUUCCGUAUCUCCAGCGGCAACCCACAAAACUUCUUCAGCAUCAACCCACGCACUGGUCUGAUAACCACAACCUCUCGGAAACUGGAUCGCGAACAACAGGCUGAGCACGUACUAGAGGUGACGGUAUCCGACAGCGGUCCCUCCCCCAGGCACACCACAGUAUGGGUGGUGAUCCAGGUAUUGGAUGUUAAUGAUAACAAACCGACGUUUCCAGAGAAGGUUUAUCAGGUCCGUUUACCCGAGCGCACCCGUAAACAGAGAGGUGCUCCCAUAUACCGCGUGUUUGCCUAUGACCAAGACCAGGGUGCCAACGCUGACCUCUCCUAUAGCAUCGUCGAUGGUAAUGAGGACGGGAAGUUUUUUAUCGACGCCAAAACUGGCGUGGUUUCGUCACCUAAGAAACAGUUCACAGCUGGAACCUAUGAUAUUCUUACAGUGAAGGCAGUGGAUAACGGGCGUCCUCAACGUUGGGCGACAGCUCGUUUGCAUAUCGAGUGGAUUCGCCGUCCACCACCCAACCCUGUGCCUUUUGCCUUCGAUGAGCAGCUUUACAACUUUACCGUCAUGGAAACAGACAAAGUGGCAGAUAUAGUUGGCGUGGUGUCCGCCCAGCAGCAUGGCUCAACCUCCUUAUGGUUUGACAUCACAGGUCCUCGCUCUUUCCGUGAGAUGUUCUAUAUACUCCAGACUGCUUGCAGCAGGAACUGUUCUACAGAAGCUGGUGGUGAUGUGGACAGUAUGUUCGACGUUGAGAAAGGUGCUGGCACCAUCGUCAUCGCUAAACCUCUGGACGCAGAGCAACGAUCUUUUUAUAACCUCACUGUAGAGGUUACCGAUGGAACUAAUGUAGCUUACACUCAGGUCCACAUUACUGUUCUGGACAACAACGACAACGCACCUGUUUUUUCUCAGCCAACCUAUGACAUCACAAUCGCAGAGGACACGCCCCCGGAUACGGAGGUGCUUCAGGUGCUGGCGUCUGACCGCGAUGAGCGCCACCGUUUGACCUUUAACCUCCAGAGCAGCGUUGACCCCAGCAGCAUGCGCUUGUUUCGAAUCGACCCGAACACUGGAAUCAUCUACACAGCUCGCCGACUGGAUCACGAGAGCCGAACCCAGCACAUUCUCACUGUCAUGGUGAAAGAUCAGGAGUUCCCAUACAGACGCAGCCUUGCUCGCGUGCUAAUUGGUGUAGAAGAUGUGAAUGACCAUGCCCCUUACUUCACCAUGUUCAUGUAUGUUGGACAGGUGUAUGAGUCAGCUGCACUGGGAUCAGCUGUUCUCACUGUGUCCGCACUCGAUAAGGACAAGGGCCAGAACGCACAAAUCAGUUACAGCAUUGAUUCAGGGAACACAGGAAACAGUUUCAAAAUUGAUCCUGUUUUGGGCAUCAUCUCACUGGCUCGAGAGCUGGACAUCUCCAACAUUGGUCACUUCGUCUUAUCUGUCAAAGCGACUGAUAACGGAUCACCCACAUUGUCUUCAACGGCUGUCGUACGUAUAGCUGUCACCUUGUCCGAUAAUGCAGGCCCCAAGUUUCCCCAAAAUGAAUAUCAGGCUGAGAUCCCUGAGGGCGUUGCCAUAGGAACCUCUGUCAUCACAGUGAAUGCCCUAAGUCUUUCCACGCUUACCUAUGACAUUCGCCAUGGCAACAGAGACCGAACCUUCCGUGUCAACCAGUACAGUGGAGUAAUCACUACGCAGAAAUCACUAGACUUUGAAACCGUUUCCUCAUACGUGCUAAUAGUCACAGCUAGCAACAUGGCAGGACAAGUGUCUAAUGCUACAAUAACUGUUACUUUGCUUGACCAAAACGACAAUGCACCAGUAUUCCAACAGCUGCAUUAUCAUGGAAGUAUUAGUGAAGGGGCGGGGCUUAACAGUGUUGUGCAAAGUGACAAUGGUCAACCACUGGUCAUACGAGCAACAGAUGCUGACCGCAACCACAAUGCCCUGUUAGUUUAUCAAAUAGUAGAAGAAUCUGCCAGACGCUUCUUUGCUGUAGAUGCGGGUACUGGCUCCAUUCGAACAAUUGCACAGCUUGACCAUGAAACCACACCCACAUUCUGUUUCCAUGUUAAUGUCAGAGACAGUGGACAUCCACAGCUCUCAGCCGAGCACCCAGCAGAAGUCACUAUUGAGGUGCAAGAUGUUAAUGACUGCCCACCAAAGUUUUCCCAGGAUUCCUACGAAGCUGUUCUGCUGCUACCAACGUAUGAAGGUAUAGAGGCCCUACAAGUUUUCGCAACUGAUCCUGAUGGCAGUGGCCAAUCAGAGCUCACCUACUCCUUGACAGAUGGGAGCUUAGAACAUUUCAGCAUAGAGCCAAGCACAGGACUGUUGACAGUGAGAAACAGUUCAUUUAGCAAAGAACGAUUCCGUUUUAACGUCCGCGUAUCAGACGGACGCUUCUCUAACUCAGCUCUGGUUACCGUUUUAGUGCACGAAGCUCUCGACAGCGGGCUUGCUUUUACACACAGUGCCUACAAUGCCAACAUUGAGGAGAACAAUGGCAACAUAACGACGGUUGCUGUGGUCACAGCGCUAGGGAAUAAACUAAAUGAACCCCUGCGAUAUAUGUUGCUGAAUGCAGGUGGGAAAUUCCGCAUCAGGCCAACAUCAGGUGCCAUUGAGACCGUUGGAGUCCCACUAGACAGAGAAGAGAAGGAAGAGUACGGGCUGCUGGUACAGGCAGGUCGCGAAGAGGACCGCCUACGUGUUGCAAGGGCGCUAGUCAGAGUUCGAGUCACCGACAUCAAUGACAAUGCUCCUGUUUUUGUUGGAUUGCCAUACUAUGCUGCUGUGCAAGUAGACGCAGAGCCAGGGACGGCAAUAUUCCGUGUGACAGCAGUUGAUCGUGACAAAGGUCAAAAUGGAGAGGUCAACUACUUUCUGCAAGACGAGCUGGGACAUUUUGAAAUUGACCACGAGAGUGGCGAGCUCCGCUUGAGAAGAGCUUUUGAAGCUGAUCUAUCCAGUGUGGAAUAUCAGGUUUUGGUCUUUGCCCAUGACAUGGGCACACCACCUUUGUCCUCUUCAGUCACUUUCCCAGUUACCGUUGUAAACAAGGCGAUGCCAGUUUUUGACCGUCCCUUCUACUCUGUCAAAGUGAGCGAAGAUGUAUCAAUAUGGACUCCAAUUCUGGGCAUUAAUGCCAGUAGCCCUGAGGGCCAGAGUGUGCUUUACACAAUUACACAUGGUGACGCAAACACGCUGUUUUCAAUUGGAUUUGACACUGGGGUCAUCAGUGUCAUAGCACCCCUAGAUUAUGAGACCAGCCCAGCCCACAAACUCAUCGUCAGAGCAACGGACUGCCUCACAGGUGCUCGAGCUGAAGUAGAUGUUGAAAUCAUCAUUUUGGAUGUCAACGACAACCCUCCGGUGUUUGAGCAGCCCUCGUACAAAGCCGUUAUUUCAGAGUCUGCCAUGAUUGGCACCGCAGCAUUGCAGGUGUUCGCAACAGACAACGAUUCUGAGAAAAAUGCAGCUGUUCGUUACCAAAUCAUACUUGACCGCAACAACAGCACAGACCACUUUCACAUCGACAGCAGCAGUGGUCUGAUUCUGACUGCUCGCUCUCUGGACCACGAGACUAUCCAAAGCUAUGUCUUCCUUGUCAAGGCAACAGAUAAUGGCUUUCCUCCACUGAGCAGCGAAGUAUGGGUAACUGUCGAUGUCACAGACAUCAACGACAAUGCUCCAGCAUUCAACCAGCUGCUCUAUGAGGCCUCCGUCAAUGAACUGGCACCUAAGGGUCACUUUGUUACAUGCGUCCAGGCCUCUGACGCGGACCGUUCAGACACUGAGCGUUUGCAGUACGGCCUUGUGUCUGGAAAUGAAAAAAUGCUGUUCAAACUGGAUGCCGCCUCAGGCGUCCUCACCCUGAGUGGCCAACGGCGUCUACAACGCAUGCCGUCCGCCAUCACCCUGAACGUGAGCGUUUCAGAUGGUGUAUUCACGAGUACGGCGCAAGUGCACGUUCAAGUAGAACGGGCUAAUUUGCACGCCCCCCAGUUCCCGCAGGGUAUAUAUGAAGCAGAUGUGCGGGAGAAUGCACCAGUGGGGUCAAAGGUUCUCAUGAUCAGGGCACAAGAUGCCGAUCCUGGACCGUUUGGGUAUGUGCGGUAUGUUCUGCUCUCUGAUGCCACUCGGGACUUGUUUAGCAUUGAUGGAAGUGGCCAAAUAACAACUCUGGAACAACUAGACAGAGAAGAACGAAGUGAGAUUUUGCUGUCCAUUGCUGCUGUGGAUACGGGUGGCAGAUCUGGAUAUUGCACCGUUCGGGUCACUGUAGUGGAUGAGAACGACAAUGCUCCACUGUUUGGUGCCUCAGAGUACCAUGCCAGCGUGCGAGCUGAGGUCGAGCCAGGUGCCCUCGUGAUGCAAGUGCAAGCUUGGGAUGUUGAUCAGGAAGUCAACGGACAAGUAAGCUACAGUCUGUACAGCGAAGCAAGUCUCCAGGUUACUGACCUCCUAGACAUAGACCCAGACAGUGGAUGGGUCGUCACCAAGGGCAACUUUGCCCCUUUGCGUGGAUCUGUGCUGUCCUUUUUUGUUAAGGCCUCUGAUGGAGGUGCACCUGUCAGACAUUCCCUUGUGUCAGUCUACAUCCAUGUCCUGUCCGCAAACUCCCACAUACCUGCUUUCAGCCAACCGCAGUUCUCCUUUACCGUGCCAGAGGACUUGUCCAUUGGUUCCCUACUAGGUGCGGUGCAUCUACACACCUCAACUAGCCACUCCUCCUUCCCAGUAAGCUUCUCAGCUGUGAUCGGUCAGACUCCAGAGAGCAACAGUGAUGGAGUGUUUGUGGUGGACAAAGAAAGUGGCAUGAUCAAACUGGAUAAAGCUCUGGAUCGCGAGCUGACCCAGGUCUAUCAUUUUAAAGUUCUUGCAGUGUUGCAGCAGGGACGGUUGGAUGCAGUAUCUGCUGUUGAUGUGGAGGUCAAAGUACAAGAUGUCAAUGAUAACAAACCUGCGUUUGAGUCGGACACCUAUGAGGCAUCAGUCACCGAGGGUCUUUCACCUGGGACUAGGAUUCUACAAGUACGCGCUAUGGAUCCUGAUUGGGCAGCUAAUGGUCAGGUGACCUACAGUCUUGCUCCGCCUGGGCUACUUGGCUCUGCCAGUGAGGAUAUAGAAGAGCUUGGAGCCUACUUCACAAUUGACAGCAGCUCUGGUUGGAUAUCAACACUGAAGGGGCUGGACCACGAACAGAGCCCUGCCCACAGUCUUACAGUCUGGGCAUUUGACCUCGGUGACCCCGCCAGCCAGUCAUCCUCAACGACUGUUACUAUAGCAGUGAGCGACUCCAACGACAACGUACCACAGUUCCUUCAGUCCCGUUACUAUGGUAGUGUACGUGAAAGUGAUGCACCUGGUGAAGUUGUGGCAAUAAUAAACACAAGGGACAAUGACAGCUCACCUGGAAACCGACAGGUCACCUAUCAUAUUACAGGGGGUAACCGCGGCGGUGUGUUUGCACUGGGACUGGUACAGGGGGAGUGGAAGCUAUACGUUAAGCGUCCUUUAGACAGAGAAGAACAAGAAUUGUACCUCAUCAACGUCACGGCAACGGACGGACUUUACGUCUCCACGGCAACCGUGGAAGUCCUGGUUAUGGAUACAAACGACAACAGCCCUGUCUGUGACCCGGCUGUGUACUCAGUGUCUGUCUCUGAAGACGUCCCCCUGAAUAAGCAAAUCCUUUGGGUUAAAGCUACAGACGCAGACACGGGCUCAAACGCACAGAUCCAGUUCUCUCUAUUUGGUUCUGGAGCAGAAGACUUUAGCAUUCAUCCUCAUACAGGUGAGGUAAAGACAGCCAUGGCACUGGACCGUGAAAAGGUUGCACUGUACUCUCUGGUUGCCCGGGCAACGGAUGGCGGUGGUUUGUGGUGUGAAGCUGAUGUGGUGGUGAUUCUGUUGGAUGUGAAUGACAGUCCACCGCAGUUCAGCAUGCCUCAUUACACUGCCAGUGUUUACGAGAACACAGCCACUAAAGCUCUCCUGACCAGAAUACAGGCCAUAGACCCCGACCUCGGUGUUAAUCGUAAAGUGGUGUAUUCCCUGGUUGACUCUGCUGAUGGUUUCUUUUCCAUUGAUAAAUCAUCUGGCAUCAUAGUUUUGGAGCGUCUGUUGGAUCGUGAGGUUCAGUCCUCUUACAAUAUAACGGUCCGUGCGUCAGACCAGGGCGUCCCUGUUCGUCUCUCCUCUCUUGCAAACAUAACAAUCACAGUUCUGGACAUUAAUGAUAACCCACCCGUGUUUGAGAGAAGGGACUAUCUGUCAACACUUCCUGAAGAUGUUGCUGUGGGAACGGAAGUGGUGCAGGUUUACGCGGCUAGUAAAGACAUCGGCACCAACGCUGAUAUUUACUACAGCAUCCGAUCCGGAAACCAGCAAGGACAUUUCACCAUUAACUUCAACACAGGUGCCAUCUCCGUGUCUCGGCCACUAGACUAUGAAUCCUGCAGGGACUACUUCCUAACUGUGGAGGCCACGGAUGGCGGGACUCCACCCCUUAGUGCUGUCACCAUGGUAAACAUCAACUUGACAGACGUCAAUGACAACGCCCCCAUGUUCAGCCGUGACGCCUACAGUGUGUCCAUUAGCGAGGAUGCUAACAUAGGAGACACUGUAGUUAAGGUGACCGCGGAGGACGUCGACAACCAGGCAAACGGCGACAUAAUGUAUUCCAUCGUCAGUGGCGACCGAGAGAAUCAGUUCUUCAUCGAGCCAAUCAUGGGCCAGAUCAAAGUCAACAAGCAGCUGGAUCGAGAAACGAUGGCUGGUUACUCAUUGUCAGUGAGAGCUCUUGACAGCGGCACACCUGCCAUGUCCUCCACCGUCCAGGUCAACAUUGACAUCUCGGACGUUAAUGACAACCCGCCCACUUUCACUCCAGCCAAUCACACUGCAGUUAUACAGGAGAACAAGCCAUUGGGAACGAGUGUACUGCAGCUGUCCGUCAUCGAUCAGGAUGCCAGCCAUAAUGGCCCUCCCUUCCAUUUCAGCAUCCUUUCAGGAAAUGAGGGGGCGUGGUUUAAGCUGGAUAGGGAGGGGCUAUUGACAGCCAAUCGGGUGUUUCGUAGGUCAGAAGGCACUGAAUACAUUAUUCACGUGCAGGCAAGUGACUCAGGUAGACCGCCUUUAUCGUCGACGGCGACCGUGUUGGUGCGUGUAAUAGAGGAGAGCGUGCACAAGCCUGUGGCAUUGCCUUUGCACGUGCACAUCGUAACCAUGGAAGACGAGUUUCCGGGAGGCGUUAUUGGUCAGAUACAUGCAACAGACCAGGACGCAUUUGAUAUUCUAACCUACGGCCAUACACACCAGCAGAGCAGCCUUUUCAAGGUGAGCCCUCGAGACGGCCGAAUCAUCGCUCUGAGUGGACUGGAUGCGGGUCGCUACACCCUAAACGCUACUGUAACAGACGGCCGCUUUACUGUGAGCAUUCCCGUGAGCGUGCAUGUGGAGCAGGCCUCUGCCGAGAUGCUCCACGAUGCCGUGACAGUCCGUUUUGAUCGCGUCUCCCCUCACGACUUUGUAUCUCGUCACCUCCCAUCAGUCCGACGGGUUCUCUCCAGCAUCAUGGCGACGCCCCACCCCGAAGCUCUGCACGUACUCAGUGUGCAGCCCGUGGAAUCGACCGGGCAACUGGACUUGCUGGUUGCCGUGGAGACGGCAGAAGGGGGAGGGUUCUACAAGGCGGCGUUCGUGACGCAGAAGCUGAGCUCUGCUCGUCGUCAAUUGGACCAGGUUUUGAGGGUGUCUGCGGUUUUGGAUAAGAACUGCUCGGGUCUGGACUGCAGAGAGGCUCAAUGUGAACAAACCAUCAAGCUGGACUCACACAGUCUGCUCACAUACAGCUCCACCAAAACCAGCUUUGUGUCGCCCAAGUUCCACAGGAACACUCGAUGUGUGUGCAGCGAUGGGAGUUGUUCUACAGGUUCGGAGGUGUGCGCUGAGAUGAGAUGUCCUGGUGACAUGCAGUGUGUCGGCACGGACAGCAGCAGGGGGCUCUACGCGUGCCAGUGUCCCCCGGGCAAACUGGGAGAGUGUGCAGGACACUCCUCUCUGAGUUUCUCUGGGAAUAGUUAUAUAAAGUACAGAGUGACAGAUGGAGACAGAAGUGGAGAGAUGAAGUUAGCUCUCCGGAUCCGAACUCUGCAGAGUAAAGGAAUCAUCAUGUACACACGUGCUGACACCUGCACUGUCCUGAAGAUCGAGGAGGGAAAGCUCUGGUUCCAGUUGGACUGUGGCAACAGUCCCAGGAGCAUCGGAAUCUCUGGCCGACCAAUUAACGACGGAUUCUGGCAUCACGUGUCCCUAGAGUUACGAGGAAACUACAGCAGCCUGUCGUUAGAUGACACAUACGUCGAACGUCGUCUAGCUACCCCCAAAUUCCAUCCUUCAGGAGCAGAUUUGACGAUAUACUUCGGGGCACAGGUGUUGCCUCCAGACACCCGGAGCCUGACAGAACGGAAAGGCCCGCGGGUCAGUAAUGGCUUUCAGGGUUGUCUGGACUCUGUUGUUCUGAACGACAAUGAACUUCCGCUGCAGAACAAACGAAGCCCGUACGCGGAGGUGGUGGGAUUGACAGAUCUUAAACUGGGAUGCGUUCUCUAUCCCGACGCGUGUGCUGCCCAGCCCUGUCUCAACGGCGCCACCUGCAUCAGCCUGCCAUCUGGAGGUUUUUCCUGCAGUUGCAGCACUCUGUACACUGGAGGGCAUUGUGAGACAGAAAUCAGUGUGUGUGUGCCAAACCCCUGUCAGAAUGGUGGCAUGUGUAAACCUAUCGGGAACGCCUUCAUCUGCAGCUGCAAGAGAGGAUACGCAGGCACAACCUGUGAAGAGGAUGUAAACGAGUGUGAACGUGAGCUGUGCGAGAACGGUGGCGUGUGCGUCAACACUUUUGGCUCAUUCUACUGCAACUGCACGCCCGGUUUUGUGGGCAGUGCUUGUUCUGUUCGCCCCGUGCUGGUUCCUGACAUGCAGGCUGGCCACGCCUACGUGGGGAAGGAGGAGCUUAUCGGCAUCGCCGUCGUGCUCUUCCUCAUCCUCACCCUCAUACUCCUGUUCAUUGCCUUCCGGAAGAAGGUUUUUCAGAAGAGCUAUUCACGGAAUAACCUCUCCAUGGUUCAGGAUCCGGCUACGGCUGCCCUGUUGCACAAAGCCAACGGCGGGCACUACCCGCCCCUGCGUUGUGCCAUCGGAGAGCCAAUCAGCUUGUACAUGGAAGGAAGCUUAAUCGGCCCACCUCAGGUUCCCGUCAGACCCAUGGCGUACACACCGUGUUUUCCCGGAGACACCCGCGGAACCCUAGAGAAACGGGCAGGGGACGGCAGAGGCCCGGAAAUGACGGAAAUGAGCACUUUCCAUCCGUCAGAGUCGCCGCGGAUACUGGGCGGAACCAACCGGAGGGGUGUGGUCGUGUGUAGUGUUGCGCCGAAUUUGCCACCUGUUUCGCCAUGCCGGUCAGACUGUGAUUCACUACGCAAGAGCCCCUGGGAAGAAGAAGGUAAAGUGGAUUUGCUGGAGGACGUCACAUGUUUCUCGGGCAGUAACAAGGGCAGCAACUCUGAGGUCCAAUCACUGAGCUCCUUUCAGUCCGACUCUUGUGACGAUAACGCUUCCAUAGUGACGGUAAUACGGUUGGUCAAUGAUGCAGUCGACACGAUUGAAAAUGAAGUGUCUGUUAUGGAUCAAGGUCAGAACUUCAACAGAGCAUACCACUGGGACACUUCCGACUGGCUGCCAAACACACGCCUUCCUGACAUCGAGGAAGUACCCACCUACGAGACCGGUGAAGUGGCCGUGGCCUUAGAAUCCGAUUAUUACCUCGGUGGAUUUGACAUCGACAGCGACUACCCGCCUCCUCAGGAGGAGGAGUUUAUGUCGCAGGACCAGUUGCCCCCGCCCCUUCCCACUGAAGAAUACGACACCUCGCCCGCCAAUCAACCGGCCUCCAGGGAGAGCACGCUCAGUGGGGACCGCAAGCCCCGCCCACAAUUCCACCCCAGCCAAUACCUGCCCCCGCAUCAGCUGCCACUCGGCUCCACUGGGGAGGAGUUUAGCACUUUCACAAGCAGGGAGGGCCGUCUGUCUGUCAACGCCUCCUCGGUCUCCUCAGUUUCCUCCACGCCAUGCGGGUUCGAAGACUCGGAAACGGGAGGAAGCUUGAAUAGUCUGGAGGACGCGCACACACAGCCAUUUACACAGCAGACUGAGGUGUGAAACACACUUGGAAAUGCUCAUAUACUCAUAUAAACAACAUUAGGAACUAAAAGCGCCGUUACUGACGUUAACAGAUGUACUCUCGGACAUUAAAGACUCUAAACUGUUGCGUCUGUCAGAGCUUGUAAGAAUGACUAAAUAAAGUGAGACAGACACAGCAGACGGACAGUCUGCUGACCGCCGACACCGCAGACGGACUCUCAGCUCCGCCCUUUGCAUAAGCAGGAAGCAGAGCUGCCCAAAUAUAGAAGCACAGCAAGUGACUGGAAGUGAUGUCAUGGGUGGGGACCAUGUAAAGCAACAAGAAGUGUUUUAGCAACCAGAGACCAAUGAUCUGUAGACAUCUUUCCAGAAAUUUUUUGGUAUAUUUCUUCCAUUUCCUGUCACGGAUGUUCUUGGUGUGUUUGAAAGAGAGAAAGUGACGUAGAGUUCGACUCUGUUCCAAACCUAGUGUGCUGCCUACAUAGACAGUAUCUUUAGACCCUGAUGCGAAGGGUAGCAACAUAAUACUGCCUUCUAAGAUACCUCGCAUUAGCCAAAUUCUGAAGGAACCAGUUUACUGCUAGCGAAAACGAAGAAAGAACGGGGAUUACGCAAUUCCUAAUUAAGUUCAUUGCAGUGAACUUUAAAGGGGUCAUGACAUGCCUUUUUAUUAUUUUAAUAUGUUCCUCGAGGUUCACUUAUAAUGUGACAUGACAAUGUGGAAGAAGUAGAGAACAAGUCAUUUUGGCAGCUUGGUUUCAACAAAUGCUCUUUUCGCAGUGAGAAGGAAAUUGAGUUCUGAAACUUAAAGUAUGUUUUUAGAGGACAAUGACCUCUUAUAUGUCAAAGGAUCAAGGAAAACUUGAUUCGUCAUGUCAUUACCCCUUUAAGGAAAACUUUAUACCAGCUGUUCAACGCCUUCAUACUGCCAUUGGUCCACGUCAUUUUUUUUUUUUUUUUUCAGAUUAAGUCUACCAAGUCUAUAAAAUAUAAUAACAUAUAGUAACCGGUGCAUAUUAUGGCCACACAUAAUGUGUUAGCAUUAGUGGCAUGAAUGCACAAUGUAAGCUUGACAAAUCACACAUUGACUACUUCAUAAUGUACAGGGCCGGUACCAGGUCUUUGGGGGAGCAUACUGAUCUUGAGGGUGCGCAAGUGGUUGUCUCUUCAUUGGACCAGGAGGGGGUUAUCAGAAGUUUCAUAGAAUGGGCAUGUAGGCAUGUAGUCAAGGGCGUAGUUUGGAUUGAACAUUGUGGGGGUUGCAGCUUGAAGCAUUUACCUAUGUUUCCAUUGGAUCAUGUUAUAAAUAUUGGGGGGGUUUGUACUUGCUUAUUUUGAUAAUUGGGGGUUACCUUAGAAGGCAGCUGGCCAUGUCUGAUACUAGACAGCAAGGCAGCUCAUUAGGUUUUGAAAUAGAGCUUAUGUGUGUGCGUGCACAGGUGUUAAUGAAAAUGAAACAGUUUUAUAUAAAACAGUCAAAAAGCACACACAUUUUCUGUAUCUCUCUAACAUUUUUUAUUUUAAUGCGUUGUCCUGUUUUCCACUAAAUUGAUUGACGGUAUGUUGAGACAUACAGCAGCCCUGCCUGAAAUAAUUAUGUCUUAACAUAUUUAGAGCCCUGGAGUGGUAGCAACCACUUCUGUUGUGUGAAUCAUUACUCUGUUUAACAGCUGACUCUAAAUAGCACUAUUUUUCAAACGGAUCGUUGAGAUGUUGUGUUUAUGAGUGUGUUUUAAUGGAAAAUGGGCAUCACUCUUCUAUAAUGUUACAUCCUUCCCCACCCUUCAUUUGUUGUCUUUUUAAAAACAUCAUGAUUGCAUAUCAGAAAGCCAUAAGCAGAAUGUCAUUACCCAUCUCUGAGUGCUGAUAUGUUCACAGGCACAUACAGUUUCCAUGUUCACAGGCACAUACAAUGCAAGAAUGACACAUGGCUGUAGAGUGCAGUCCAAAACCUCCUCUGAUCAGUCCAAAAGAAUUAAAGCACGAGUGAGAGAGUGAAAGCAAUAAGAGCAUGUUGGAAAGAUGGAAAUGUCGAGUACUGAUGCUGAAUAAUGAAUAUAGUACAGGGAAGGAAAAUGUACAGAAAAGUGAAAAUCAAUAAAAUAUCAAUCGAAAUCAGAACGAGAGAGAGGUACGAAAAUGUGGACCAACUUUGGAUUGGAAAGUAGAAUUAGUCCUGAGGGAUCACAUUGCCGUGUUUGAAGUUUGGUGCGAGUUGAUUUUCAGAGUGUAAUAUUAAAUGCCAUCGGGCGGAUAAUUUUUUUUGUUUGUUUUUUUUUUGUACAAGCUGUAAUUUUGACGUAAAUUGUUGUACAGUGUAUAUAAUUGAAGUUGUUCAAAUGCAGAUUUUGUAGAUAUUGAACUGCAAUCUUGGCAGGGUCUCUGCAUCCUGUAAACGCGUUUUGACGCGGAUAAAAAGGACAAAUAAAAAAACAAAAUCACAAAUAUGAACUACAAUUCUUGCGGACAUUUUUAGCAAAGAAACGCACCCAUGCUUUAUGCUUGUAUUUUUUGUUUUCAGCACAGUUGAAGUAUUGGUAGAAUAUAGCUUUUUUUACUGUCAAAAUAUACACUUCUUUGGGCAUCUUUCCCACCCCCCCACCCCCCCCCCCCCCAUUAAAGAAAAGGGAAUUGCAAUACUCCUGCCUGAAGGGCGUUUUAUGUCCUCUUAAUUGGUUGUCAAUUUUUUGUUUGUUUCAUUUUAUUUUAAUUGAACCAUUGUUCUAUAUUGUUCUGUUGACUGUGUAAAACAGUAUUAAAACAUGCCUGUUAUAAGUGUAAAAAAUUAUGUUCUUCACUGCUGGAUCUUUGUUUUGUUUGUUUGAUGUUUUUU
Myxocyprinus asiaticus (Chinese sucker) is the source of this 16621-nucleotide messenger RNA. RefSeq names its product protocadherin Fat 3-like. Gene Ontology annotation, cellular component: plasma membrane. Gene Ontology annotation, molecular function: calcium ion binding. Gene Ontology annotation, biological process: homophilic cell-cell adhesion. Bases 1 to 13806 code for a protein of 4601 amino acids. The transcript is spliced from 31 exons. NCBI's taxonomy places the organism in Eukaryota, Metazoa, Chordata, Actinopteri, Cypriniformes, Catostomidae. The record is from RefSeq and is a predicted model, not a curated record.